Molecule: messenger RNA, 2487 nt
Organism: Acanthamoeba castellanii str. Neff
Lineage: Eukaryota; Discosea; Longamoebia; Acanthamoebidae
Exons: 15
Coding region: 1-2487 (828 amino acids)
Biological process (GO): positive regulation of double-strand break repair via homologous recombination; replication-born double-strand break repair via sister chromatid exchange; negative regulation of double-strand break repair via homologous recombination
Cellular component (GO): Fanconi anaemia nuclear complex
Source: RefSeq, a predicted model, not a curated record
AUGGAGGGAGGCAGCACGGCUGCCCGUCUGGCCAGCGGGAAUGAGCUGUGUACGAUAUACUCGAGGCCUGGCAAGACGGGCCUCAAGGUCGAACUGCGCCGAUUCGAUCUGGCCAAGGAAGAAUUCACCUCAGCUGGGUCGGUGAUCAUCAAAGGCAAAAAGGGGUCCACAAAGACGGACCUCGUUGCAGCCGCCUAUGUGGAGAACAAAGCCAUCAUCAUGCCUUUCGUGUACCUUCUUGUGCGACACUGCUAUGACGACAAGGACCCUCUGUGCGCCAUCGGCUUCAUCACGACAGACGACCAAGGCAAAGCCACCUUCAUCUGCUUGCGAGAGUUCAGGGAUGCUGCACUACAAACCGGAGGGAGGGUGUGGAUUCUUCACGGCCCGAUCGUGGUUGCCGAAGGCUCGCCAGGCAGCCCAUUCCUCUUCUUCGGCCGGCUGACGCACACGUGCGAAGGUCUGCCCAAGUUCAUCACCUCCCAAGACCCAACGCUCGGGCUUGUCUGCGAGCAGUACGCUCUCUUCGUCGGUUCGACGGCGUUCGACGGCCAGCCCCUCGAGCGAGACGACGGCAAGAAGGGAACAACCAACCUCUUGCAAUUCCUCAAGAAGGACAUGCUCGACGGACUCGCGCUUGACUACUUCGCCGACGGUGGGAGGAAGCUGGCCCAGCGCUUCGUCGUUGAUGAUGGUGAAGAGCUCGACAACAGCGGCCUCCUCGAGGACGGAGGAGAGGAAUCGACCCAGCAAUGGGUCAUCGUGCCCCUCCCGAACGAAGAGGCGGCGGAGGGCGCAGGCGAACCCGACGUCGGGUCCGAAGCGUCACCUCUGCCGUCGCCGAUCCUCAUGAUGGAGGCCGAGGAGGACCCGCUCCUGAGCUCGUUUGACCUCAUGGACGAGGAAGGCGGCGGCCUUGGCGCCCCUGUCAACGAGCAAAGCGUCCAGCCGGACGACUCGGGGCGAGACACCCGGCUCAGUUGGAUUCCCAACCUCUUCGCCAAGCGUGACAACAUCGCCGUGGUCGUCUUCGCCGACAACGACGACGAAAGCCGCGAUUACACGUACGAGAACGAGAUGGGCGAAGAGGUGGUCCUGAAGCCUUCCAUCUUCCUCGGCACAAAGUCGAAGGAGCUCGUGACGAUCAGGAACGGCGAAGCGGUCGCCUGCCACAAACUGCCCGCCGUUCCGCUUUCCAUAGCCCUUGCGCGACUCAACAACGACGCGUUCGUUCUGGUCAUCAAGUUCGAAGGCCACACGGUCCACAUCCGGCAUCAAGACGGCACUUUGCUCCACGAGGUCGACGAAGUGGAGGACGUGCUGGUGGGCGACUUCCUCCUUGCGGGGAGGGACCAGGUGCUGCUGUUCCAUCCGGCGAAGCUGCAGAAGAACGGCAAGCCGUCGAAGAAGGACCACUUCACGCUCACGGACCUUCACACGACUUACGCCUUCCCCAAGAAGACGAAGACGAAGGAACAGACUACGGAAGGAGCCUACUCACAGAGUCUGCAGUGGGUGGCCUACUCGCUCCACUGCCGCCUGCAAGAGGGCAAACAGUUCCUGUGCGACGGACGGGAAAGGUUCAAGGCCAAGCGGCUCCUCUUCAACCACGCGAUGGACGUGCUGUUGCGACUGGCGCGAGAAGAGGGCAGUUGCAUGCGGAUCGAGUCUCCCUACCUGGCAACCAUCCACGGAGAGAAACACUUUGCAGACGAGCUGGUCGCGCUCUUCGAUGACGACGAACCGGACGAUCGGAGAAGCGGAACGGAGACCGAAGCUGCGGAUUUGCGCGUGGACGCGUUGGUUGCGGCCUUUUCCGGGGGUCAAUGGGUCGUGACGGCCACCAUCACCAACACGCACACUACUAGGACACGGUGGUGCCAAGGCCUGCUUGUGAGCGAACCUCGGCUUGGGCUGGCCUCGGCGAGCAGCGGAGGCUUCGAGGACAGGGUCCGGCUGCUUCCGCAGGCGUCCACCACGCUGACGACCCUCGUGAGCGGAAACAUCACCACCGACGCCACGGUGGACGUCUGGGUGCAGGUGUUCACCGACGAGGCUGAGACUCAGUCCGCCAACUACGGCUGUCUUGGGUCGCUGCCGUUGCGCGUCCGAGAUCAGCUCAUCGCUCGUCCUGCUACCGCCACACCCAUUCCAUUCGUUCCUUCCCUCCUGCCAGCCCUUGAGGAAGUACUCCCAGUCUCUGCUUCUGGGUCGUCGUCAGGCAUCGAUGUUCGACCAAACGCUCUGGCGGGAGUGGAGCUGCUGUCGAAGCUCGCGCAGUCGCUGAGCGACGAGGUGGCCUCGCUGUCGGCCCUCAUCGACGACAUCCUGGAGCGAAACAGGAGUCGACGAAAGAUGCUCAAGAUCCAGAAGAUCACCCGCGAGGAGAUCGACACGCAGGCCCAGCUCAAACGACGCUACGUCGAGCAACAGACGCGAAGCGAUGAACUCUUUGCCUUCUUCCUCAAGAGUCCCUACUUCAACUAG